AUGAAGACCCAAUCUUCCCCAUCUCCCCGUCCUCCCAUCCGUAGCAACACUCCCAAAAGCCUUUUGCAUCCCGAGAACCAACCCCGUCACCGGAUCCCCAGGCCCCGUCAAAUCAGGCCACUUGACCACCUCCAGCACCUUCAAAUCCUCCCUCCUAACCCUCCCACUCUCAACAAGAACAUGCGCCGCAACAGCAGACAACUUCCUCUCCCCUCCCUCUCCCUUCCCCGUCGAAGCUACCCUCCAAACAGCAGGCCGUCCAUCAUAAACAACACACCUCCCCUCCCUCUCACAAACCCCAACCGUCUCAAGCACCUUCUCAACACAAACCUCCUCCCCAGGUCUCUCCCUCUUCACAGUAUCCGCAUACCUCUCCGCGGCAGCCGCAUACCCCGGCUUCAGAAGCUCCCUCAGCCCUUCCUCGAACCUCUGGCUGUUCAUCUCCGCCAACCCGUACUUUGCUUCCGGCCCGCACCCGACAGCGUGGAUCCUCGUGCCCCAAAACGGCUGGUCCCCGGCAACGGGCACCACGAGCGUAGGCCGCCCGCUCCGGAGCGCCAUGGCCGUCGUCCCGCUUCCCCCGUGACACACCACGGCCCUGACCCGGGGGAACAGCCACGCGUGCGGCGCCUCGUCGAGGAUGAAGAUGUGUGUAAUGUCUCUAUGCCCGCCGAUGCUGCCCCCUUGACUCUCAUCGUCUCCCUUCCCCACGCGUCCAACAUCCUCCUUAACAAGGUUAGACCACCCCUUCCCAACAACAGCCCUGACACCAACCCUCCUCACCGCCUCAAAGAUCCCCUCAAACACGUCCUGCGCAUUCGCAAACGACAUGCUCCCGAACCCGAUAUACACCGGCGGCGUCUCAGGGUCCGCCUCUAG
Colletotrichum paranaense is the source of this 879-nucleotide messenger RNA. RefSeq lists its product as uncharacterized. Bases 1 to 879 code for a protein of 292 amino acids. The record is from RefSeq and is a predicted model, not a curated record. The transcript has a single exon. NCBI's taxonomy places the organism in Eukaryota, Fungi, Ascomycota, Sordariomycetes, Glomerellales, Glomerellaceae.